AUGCGCAGGCCAGAUUCAGGUGCGGCCAUUUGUGUGUCCCCGAGGCUCCUUGUUGGCCGGCAUCCCACGCCGAGGGUGGUGGCGGCCGGCUUUCCAGAAAGGCCGCACACCAGGCUCAGCUCUGCUCGCGAGCAGGAGGCGACGACAGAGGAAACUUCAACCCGAUAAACUUCCCGGUCGCAGGGACAUUUGCGUCCUCCUGCCACUCACCGCCUCUGCUGUGGUCCCUCCCUCCAGGAAUCCUCAUAGCGUCCUCUCUCCCCACUCUCUCCCAUCCCGCGUCUCCCAUAUUUGCCCCAGCUUGGCUCAGGGCCACAGUUCCGCACUCUUCAGCCGGCGGCGCCCCCUGCAGUUGUUUCUACGCGGGAAAUAGGGCAGCCGCAUCCCAGCACCGCUGAGUGCCCAAGGAUGGUCAGCCAGCUAGAAACAAGAGUAAUGAUGGCACUUCACUCAGAGGUUUGUCCUGAGGCUUAAAUGAGGCGACAUGGACACAGCAUUUUAGCACAGGGCCAGGAAAAACACAAUAAACAUUCUGAAUUUACCAUGGACAACUUGAUUGCUACCAUAUGGGAUCUGCUUACUGCAGGAACAGAGACAACAAGCACCACAAUGAGAUAUGGAUUCUUGCUCCUUCUGAAGCACCCUGAGAUCUCAGCUAAAGUGCAGGAAGAAAUUGAUCAUGUGGUCGGCAAAAACCAAAGCCCCUGCAUGCAGGACAGGAGCCGCCUGCCCUACACGGAUGCUGUGGUGCAUGAGAUGCAGAGAUACAUUAACCUUGCCCCCACCAGCAUACCCCAUGCUGUGACUCAAGACAUUCGAUUUAGAGAAUACCUUAUUCCAAAGGGCACAACAAUCUUGACAGAUCUGACUUCUGUCCUGUAUGAUGACAAGGAAUUUCCCAAUCCAGAGAAGUUUGACCCUGGCCACUUCCUGGAUGAAAGUGGCAACUUUAAAAAGAGUGAUUAUUUCAUGGCUUUUUCAGCAGGAAAAAGAGCUUGUGCUGGAGAAGGCCUGGCCUGCAUGGAACUGUUUUUAUUCUUGACCACCAUUUUGCAGAAUUUUACCUUGAAACCUCUGGUUGAUCCAAAGGAUAUUGACAUCACCCCAGUUCACAAAGGGAUUGGCACUGUACCACCCUUCUAUGAGCUUUGUUUCAUUCCAGUCUGAUAAAAGGUCAGGCUGCUAGAUUGCAGAGCAAGGCCCUUGAGCCUCAUGUCAAAA
Pongo pygmaeus (Bornean orangutan) is the source of this 1221-nucleotide messenger RNA. RefSeq names its product cytochrome P450 2C31-like. Lineage: Eukaryota; Metazoa; Chordata; Mammalia; Primates; Hominidae. Gene Ontology annotation, biological process: xenobiotic metabolic process. Gene Ontology annotation, cellular component: cytoplasm; intracellular membrane-bounded organelle. Gene Ontology annotation, molecular function: heme binding; oxidoreductase activity, acting on paired donors, with incorporation or reduction of molecular oxygen, reduced flavin or flavoprotein as one donor, and incorporation of one atom of oxygen; iron ion binding. The record is from RefSeq and is a predicted model, not a curated record.